Strongylocentrotus purpuratus (purple sea urchin) is the source of this 3086-nucleotide messenger RNA. RefSeq lists its product as uncharacterized. The record is from RefSeq and is a predicted model, not a curated record. The transcript is spliced from 4 exons. Lineage: Eukaryota; Metazoa; Echinodermata; Echinoidea; Camarodonta; Strongylocentrotidae. Bases 313 to 948 code for a protein of 211 amino acids.
UUGUUUCGUGAUCUAAAAGGAAUGGCAACAAUUAUGUUCAUAAACAUUUGUCUCUUGAGAAGAUUGGACCAGUAGCUGCCUCAUGCUUCGAUUCUAUAAGUGACAAUGAUCUGUUGUGUGUAAUCGUAUGAUUUCUGUUUGAGCAUUUUAGACAUAACGGCCGUGAAUACAUGAACUUAACUUAUUGACAAUAAUAAUAGUGAUCGUGAAAUUACCUCUUGAUCUAUCGAAGAACCCUGACAACUUGAUGUGAUUCGGACUUAUGUGAUUCAUCUUUAUUUCUGUUGGGAUUAUAUAAAAGGAGAUUUCAUCAUGAAUGAUGAUACGAUGAGUGCAAUCCUUGAGCAGGAGGAUGAACACUCGCCUGGAUACGCGACCAUCAUCACCCCUUCUCCGAGAAACAGCAGGAAUUUCGAUCUCGGAGCCCCACUUGGUCCUUCCAAGACACGCGGCGGUCAUCAAAGCGUCAUCGUCAACAACGCAGCCAGAUCAGCACACGCUGAAUUCCGCCAUAACUCUUGGAAUGCCAACCCAAGGAGUGGUGUCAUCAUUCAGCAUCUCAACUCUAUCCCGCCGGAUGCAGAGCGACCGCAGAUAGUGGAAGUCACCGGGAUGGAUGAAGAGGACGGCGAUGGUCGAGGCAUCACCAAUCCAGAUUACCCGAGAUCCGAGCCCGACAGGAGCGGUCAGAUUGACGAGUAUCCUACAUUGCCGAUGGAUGCGGGACCACCUUUGCCGGACAGGGACUACCAUGGCAACAGUGACAGCAGACCGGAUAUCCAGCGCUUAAGUCUGAAUGCGGGAGAUGAUGGAGACCCACCUAGGGUAACGGAUAUCCCUCCUUCGUUUCCACCUCCUCCACCCCUCCCCAGGUACAACGAUCCGAGGAAAGCUCUACACAACCUUCAGAAGGGAACACCACAACACAACUGUCCCAAGGGAAAAUAGAAGUAGAGGUACCUGAAAAUCAAGAAAUCCACAUAGUUCUGAGGCGAGCACUUGCAAGAAAUUUCGAUACAACUCAACCAAACCAGGAUGAAGCAGACCAAUCGCAAGGGGUAGAGACGGAGAGGGUGUCUAGCUGCACACAAACUCGUCAUAGUCCGCUGCAGUCAACCCAAGUACAAACGACACUUGACAGGCCUUCACGUCGUGAUGACCCAAGUGAACGCCAGUUGGACAAUCGAGAGAAUACCGGCCAGUCCGGCGAGGGGACUGAUCAAAGAUCGAAUCAUCGACAGUCUUCCCAAAAUAGAGAAUCAUCCGAUCACACUGAAUAUGGACCAGAUGCUUUCCACCCUUUUUCUCAUCGCGAAGACCAUCCAACGCAGAGGCCACGCUCGGGUGUGGAAACUGAUACCCGCCCUCGACGAUCAUCACGAAUAAUAGAACAAAUUAUUAUUACAAGAGAAAUCGAUCCGUCUACUGGUCAGCCAUUUGAAUCAGCACCGGUACAACGGCCCUCAAGACCCCGAUCAGGACAUAACAUUGCCUACAACAACUCGGUACGUGAUAGCGGCCGCAGGUCUCGCGGAUGGGCGCCAUUCAGUGAAUCGCAGCGACAUUGGUCCCCGGGAGAUGGAAACGAACAUGUGGAACUUACUGGAAUUGUGGCAGGAAUGGAAACGGAAACAGACCGUGGAGAAGAGUACAGUUAUAGUUACAUGCCUCGCGAGAGUGCAGAGCGAAGAGGAAGGACAAAUCAAGGGUAUGACGUCAGUCCUCCUGAAGACCGACGACGUCCUGAUGUCGUAAGAGUAUCUUCCAGACAUCCGGCUUGGGAUGAAGGCACUGGCGUUCCCCCACCCCCUCCAUACACCGAGAGAGAUGUUUCACCUCCACAACUCCGGUCGGCAGGUCACGGUUGGGGUAGAUCUAACAGACGAGGAAGUUGGGCAGCAGCGGAUAGUGACAGAUCUUCGACCGUUGCUGCAGGGUGGACGCAAAGGACACGGGUAGUGUUCGCAGUGAUGCUCCUACUAUGCAUUAUCCUCCUUCUGGCAUUAGUAGUAGUUGUCGCCCUGUAUUUCACUACUGGACCAGGUAAAGACUGUCUGAAUAAAGAAAUGUGCGAUUCACCAUCGAUCGGCUAUAUCGCCGCAUUUUGUGUUAUCGGAUUUCUGGCGUUCAUCUUCAUGCUAAUCGGUAUCAUCCUCUGCUGUUUCGCUUGCCGGAUAUCCAGAGAUAAACGGAUGCAGGACUAUCCGGUGUCAGCUCGUCGAUAACAAACCAAACCGCUUUCAACUCUAGCCUGUGCCAUCUCAGUAUAGUCGACGCCGACCAGCGGCCCACGAGACUAACAAUGCGUCGGCCUCGUGAACCCUCAAUGAGGUUAAUAGUCAGGAGGCUCGCGCCGAGCAAUGCUGGUCAAAGAGCUGCGAUUUGUCAAAGUCCUUCAAUCAAUCGCAAAGUUACAAUUAAGAGCAAAAUUGUGAAUGAUAUUUAUCAAAUUAAACUUUUGAAAGCCGGACCCUUAAUGCACACAUAGGCCUAGGCCAAAUCGAUUUACAGGUAGUAAUGUGUAGGACAUCUACGAUAAUAGAAAUAAAUCAGAGACAAACUCUCGACUUAAAAAUUGGGCUUCCUAGCAAACAGCUUCUACAGAAGAUACUGCUGUAUGAAAUCACGAAUUAUAAUUUUUCUCAAAAAAUUGUCACAGUGUACAUUAUGCGUUAUUGGUUAAUUUGUUUGAACCUUUUCAGCCGGAAUCAGUUACAUGUACCUCUUAAAAUGUUGCCUUAGUUUCAUCCCAACCUGUAGCCUAUUAUGUUACAAACUGCAUGUAGGUUUUUUUGGGGGGGAUAGCUUUGCUCAUUCCUUUUUUUGAUAAUGAUAAUGAUAAUAUCCAAAACGAAGCCUAUAUUAUUUGUGUUAAAAUGAUUACAAUUUGGAUAAUAAAUCUAUAGUUUUUCACUUGUUUUAUAGGUUUAGAGUUAUAUAUUAUACACGUCAGUACUAUACAUUGUCUUUCAUAUAUCAUUGUAAAUAUAUUAUGCUUCAAAAAUCAAAUACUGCUUUGUAUAUAUAGCAUCUGCAUGUGCACAUAAAAUUAAUGUAUAUUAUAGACCUAGGUCCCAAUUGCGUAA